Molecule: messenger RNA, 2392 nt
Organism: Hemibagrus wyckioides
Lineage: Eukaryota; Metazoa; Chordata; Actinopteri; Siluriformes; Bagridae
Gene: eif3d
Product: eukaryotic translation initiation factor 3, subunit D
Exons: 15
Coding region: 162-1820 (552 amino acids)
Biological process (GO): translational initiation
Cellular component (GO): eukaryotic translation initiation factor 3 complex; cytoplasm
Molecular function (GO): translation initiation factor activity
Source: RefSeq, a predicted model, not a curated record
UCGUUUUUUUUAAAAGGUAUUUCCCUUAGAACUAGCCAAAGUGAAAGAUUGAAAUAUUAAGGAAAAAAAAGUAACCGGAAGUUUAACUCGCUUCGCGUAAGUCUAACGCGUUCCUAUUUCCGCCGGCGUUUGAGGACCUACUCCGCUGUGGUGAAGAGACCAUGGCAAAGUUCCUGGCCCCGGUGAUUCAGGAUAACCCCUCAGGAUGGGGUCCCUGUGCUGUUCCUGAGAAAUUUAAGGACAUGCCGUACCAGCCGUUCAGCAAAGGGGACCGUCUCGGCAAGGUGGCAGACUGGACUGGAGCAACCUACCAGGAUAAAAGAUACACAAAUAAAUAUUCAUCCCAGUUCGGAGGAGGAAGUCAGUAUGCUUAUUUCCACGAGGAGGAUGAAGCUAGCUUCCAGCUGGUGGACACAGCCAAAACCCAGAAAUCGGCCUACCAGAGGAACCGCAUGCGCUUCGCCCAGAGGAACCUACGCAGGGAUAAGGACCGCAGGAAUCUCACGCAGUUCAACCUGCAGACUCUCCCGAAGAGUGCCAAGCAGAAAGAAAGAGAUCGCAUGCGCCUGCAGAAGAAAUUCCAGAAGCAGUUUGGAGUGCGUCAGAAGUGGGACCAGAAGUCACAGGCCCAGCUAAAGCCCAGGGAUUCAUCAGUGGAGGUGCGCAGUGACUGGGAGGUGAAGGAAGAGAUGGACUUCCCUCGCCUCAUGAAGAUGAGAUACAUGGAGGUGGCUGAUCCUUCAGACAUUGAGUGCUGUGGUGCCCUGGAAUACUACGAUAAAGCAUUCGAUCGCAUCACCACCCGCAAUGAGAAACCUCUAAAGAGCAUUAAAAGGAUCUUCCACACCGUCACCACCACCGACGACCCCGUCAUCCGAAAGCUGGCUAAGACUCAGGGUAAUGUCUUUGCCACCGAUGCCAUCCUGGCCACGCUGAUGUGCUGCACACGCUCAGUGAACUCCUGGGACAUCAUCGUGCAGCGCGUCGGAAACAAGCUCUUCUUCGACAAGAGAGACAACUCUGAUUUUGAUCUGCUCACCGUCAGCGAAACAGCAAACGAACCUCCUCAGGACGAAGGCAACUCCCUGAACUCUCCUCGAAACCUGGCCAUGGAGGCCACAUACAUCAACCACAAUUUCAGCCAGCAGUGCCUGCGCAUGGGAGGAGAGAGGCACAAGUUCCCUAAUCCGAACCCGUUCAUAGAGGAGGAUAUGGAUAAGAGUGAAGUGGCAUCUGUAGCAUACAGGUACCGAAGGUGGAAACUUGGAGAGGAUAUCGAUCUGAUUGUGCGCUGUGAGCAUGAUGGUGUGAUGACCGGAGCAAACGGAGAGCUCUCCUUCAUCAACAUCAAAGCUCUCAACGAGUGGGAUUCACGGUAUUGUAACGGAGUGGACUGGCGUCAGAAGCUGGACUCUCAGCGAGGAGCGGUGUUAGCCACCGAGCUGAAGAACAACAGCUACAAGCUGGCACGCUGGACCUGCUGCGCCCUGCUAGCCGGCUCAGAGUACCUUAAACUGGGUUAUGUGUCCCGCUACCACGUGAAGGACUCUGCGCGUCACGUGAUCUUGGGCACGCAGCAAUUCAAGCCUAACGAGUUUGCUAGCCAGAUCAACUUGAGCAUGGAGAACGCGUGGGGCAUUUUGCGCUGCGUCAUCGACAUCUGCCGCAAACUGGAUGAGGGCAAGUACCUCAUCCUCAAAGACCCCAACAAGCAAGUGAUCCGUAUCUACAGCCUCCCCGACGGAACCUUCAGCACCGACGAAGACGAGGAUGAGGAAGAAGAGGAUGAAGAUGAGGAUGACGAAGAUGAGGAGAACUGAAAAGCGGGAUAAAACCGGAGGAACGAGACCAAACAAGUCGACAUCGUCUCGGCUGCAUCUGUAAUCUGUAAUAACGCAGAAAAAGAUUCAUUAAACAAGGCUUAUUAAAUGAUCGAGCAAUAUUUUACUGUCUGUCUCUGCUUUCAUUGCAGCCCGGGUUGUGAGGUAGACAUUUAGGAAGCAGACUAAUUAUAUUAGCUUUGAAUAUUGUUGCAUGUCAUAUACCCACUGUCCACAUGAGGGCAAUGUGGGACCAGCUGUGGCGUAUAAAAUGGAAAUAACUGAUCGUUUCAGCUUUUUAGUAUAAAAUCCGGUUGUUCCUGUAAGCUACAGCGAGCCGUAAUUCUUUAUCACACAUUUUUAGUUAUUGCAUGCUAAAGAUUUAUGGAAUGCAAUCGUAUGCGUUUCCUGAGUCUUGACCAACCUGGAGAGGCGGAAAAUAAACCCAUCUCUGGAUGAACAGUUGCAGAUAUUUCUAAAUACUCAGAUCAUUAGACCUUUUAUUAGAAACAACCAGAAUGUUUUUUUUUUUUUUUUCUGUAAAAUAAAGCCUGCAAUAUGUUCUGUCCUGA